ACCGUGAAAUUUAUGAACAGCAUAUCGGUAUUGUACUAGAAGUUGUACAUAUUUCGUUUAAUUCAUUACGUAAACAAAUGAAAAUUUCAUAGUUAUGUAGUUUAUCUAUUGAUGUAAAAAUGAAAGUUCUUGUGCCAUCUUAGAAACACGACGUCGCCAUUUUGUUUUGACAGUUGGAAGUGCAAUUUUUACGUACUAUCCAAUUAACGGCUUAACAGGCACGGUAAUAAUUAAAAAUAACUGGUUGUACAAUUGCGAGCGCACUAGUACAAUUGGCCUACCCUGCCCGAGGAGAAUCCCACGGUCAAAAUCGGGCGCCUCCACACUCGACAGUGAGAAAAAUCAGUAAAGUGAAGACGCGCGUGUCAUACGGUCCGACGAGUCGGUUCAUACGCGUUUGUACAUUUAAAUAUGCGGGACUUGGCCGCUAAAAUGGCCGAAUUAAAGUUUGAGGCGCCCCUCGCGCAAUUCGAGGAGACCGACGAGUGGGGCUCAAGCGAGUUUCAAUCGUACAAAAGUAACGAGAACGAAAUUAAUAACAUAAAUAGUAACAAAAAACUGAAGGAUUUAAAUCAGGUGUUAAACGACCUUAACGAAGACCUGACCAAUAACUCUAACACCCUAAACAUAAUCUCUCCCAAAUCCACCUUCUUGCUAAAAAACGAACAAAAUCUGACCCAAAACAACCUGAACCAAGACCCCAUUAACAACACCUCGGACGAUAACUUCACAGAGACGUUUUCUGGCUCUUUGGAGGAUCUGGUGAACACUUUCGACGAAAAAAUCACAAAAUGCUUCGGUAACUAUGAGGAAUCGGUGGAGAAGUUGGCUCCGGUACAGGUCAGGAGCCAGGAGGAGAUCAUGAAUGAAUGCCAAAUGUGGUGGACGAUAACCGGCAAUUUCGGAAAUAUUUUGCCGAUCGAUUGGUCCAAAUCUUAUGCCAGGAAGCUGCAGAUCGACUCGUUACAUUUAGAACAGCAACCGCAAAGUCCAGACGACGACCUGGACCUCUCUUCAGAAGACGAGCAGGUGGCAAACGAUUUGGACAUGCACGCCCUCAUUUUAGGCGGCCUCCAGCAAGACACUGAACCAUUAAAGACUGCGGAUGAGGUCAUUCAAGAGAUCGACGACAUGAUGCAAGAAGAAGAAUCGUUCGAAGAGAACCCCAGGGACCCAUUCGAUAACAGCGAGGUGAUGGAAAAAGCCAAAGAGGUGCUGGCCUCACCGUUAUACGAAGACAAACUUCGCGAUUUAAGUCUGUCACAGUUGAACGAGCUCUUUCUGGAGCUGGAAGUUCUGAUCCGGGAGUUUUCGGAAACGCUGAUCUCUGAGCUGGCGCUCAGGGACGAGCUGGAGUACGAGAAGGAGCUGAAGAACACGUUCAUUUCGUUACUGUUGGCGGUGCAGAAUAAAAGGAGGCAGUACCACGUGGAGAAGAAGAGGAGCUCGAAGGGGAGCGCCGUGAGGACACCGAACGGUUUGGAUCCGAAAUACUUAACAACAGUGAUUCCUUACCACAUAGAUAACGGAACGCCUGACAAUCAGACUCUGCAAAUAUUAAUCAAAAUCCUAAAAGCGAUCAAUGAAGACAGUCCAACAGUCCCCACUCUACUUACUGACUACAUAUUAAAAGUCAUAUGUCCGACGUAAACGUUUAGGAGUUAAACACAAAAAAGAGAGAGAAAAAUCAACUCUUUCUUCAUGUUUUAGCAUAAUUAAUAACGAUAUUCUAGGUUAAGGAAAUAAUUUGGUAUUUACCAAGAAAGAACCAUCUAUCUAUUUGUUUGACCAAUUAAUCAAUGACGUAUUUUCUUAUGACCAUCCGGAAAUGGUCCUAAGAAAAAAAUACAGAAGACUGGUGGAAAAGCGACGUUACUGGAUGACGUCGUCAAUUUCCGCCCGUGGUACCUUUUUUACGUUUCACUCAUAUCUCACCCGAAAUCGAUAUUUUAAAAGCGGAUAUUUUGAAUGUGUCAUAUCUGAAUCUAGUCUAUUUUCGGUUUAUUAGACUUUUGUACCUUUUUAGUUAUUAUUAUUGUAUAUUUUGUGUACGCGGUAAUUUAUUUAAGAGCUUUCUGUGAUUUAAUAUUAUAUUGUGUGUUGUUUGUCAACUACUAAAGAGCACCCAGAGUUUAUCGCCGGAUUUUUUUUUUGUAAUUACUAAAUAUCGCAAAUGCGUACUGGCAAUAAUACCUCCCGUUCCUAUAGAAAGGCUUGAGAGCUUAACACGUGAUCUCAUCAUAAGUGAACUUUGAAGGUUUUCAGUUUAAGUAGAACUGUAUUCGACCAUAAACACAUAUUCAAUAAACAGAAAACUAUCUCAACAACAAUGCUUAAACAGUAAACAUUUUCCUUAUUUAUUUAUAUCAUCUAUUAGUGUUCACAAGUAAAAAUUACUCUUACACAAGUCAAAAAAAAAAGGAAAUUACAUAAAAACCAUUAUCCUAAAAAAGAAAAAAUAUAAUAAAACUUACUAAACAUAGGUUAUCUGCAAAAGGGUCAAGAUUAAACUCAUUACAGUUUACAGGUUCUCAGUUUUCUUAUAUAUUAAUAUUUGCCUUAAAAGCUUAAGGACGAAAAAAUGCUUUUUGUACUGCUUUAACAGUUUCCAUAUGAAAAUAAGGCAUAAAAGGGAGACCACACUACUGAGACAAAGUAUUCAAGUUUAUAUCGAACCAAUACGAGACGUAGAUUCUAUAGCCAGUAUUCAGUAUAUUUUUAUUUGCAUAAACUUUUACAAUAUAAUUGAGCAAUUAACGUAAUUGUACUUUAAAAAAAACAAAACUUGAAAAGCUCUAUACCCUAAAAAUUACAAUAGAAGUAAAAUAAAUCACCCUAAAAACAUUUAAGUAUAGACACCUAAUUAGGGGGUAAGAAGACAUGUAUUAAAUAUUGUUGAACCACUGGGUUUUGGGAAGUUUGGGUCUUAGUUAAAGACACAAUAGACAGCUUAAAACCAGAGACAGACAACGAAACACGCAAGUCCACAGUAAAUUAUUAUCCAUAUAUCUAUCCUUUUUUAGCGUCAUCAAAGGUGAACGCAGAUGGCGUUAGUAGUAGUUAGCGCGAAGUGUUUUGACAGAAACUGCCCGCGAAGUUUGAACUUUAUUUUAAGGAAUCAGCUGAUUCAUGGUGAUUUGCGUAUAGAGGGUACACGUUUUUUGUGCCAGGAUUCUAAUAGGUUAGUAGUAAUAGUUAGUACUCUAUUAGUUAGUAGUAAUAGGUUAUAGAAAAACUAAGUUUAAGACGAGAAGUUUAGGCCAUUUCUAGAUACAAGAGUAUCUAAGUCUAUCUAAGAAAAAAAAAUUGUUUUUAAGCAUAUCAUGAAAGCUACUUUUUUCAAUUUUUCUUAAAUUUGUCAUGUUUAUAAUAAUAAUACACACUUUUUAACCAAAAUGCAUUUCCUAUAUUUAUUUCAAUUGCGUCGCAAUAUAUAUAUAUAAGAAUUAGCAAAAAACUGGUACAUCACUGCAUUUUGUAUACGACUGAAUUUUUGUUUGAUCUUUUCUGUAUUUAACUUUGUUUUGAAUACCUUGAUUCGUUAAGAUAGAAACAUCUUAAUUACAUUUUAAUUGUCAUCUCAAAAAUAAUUGUACAUAUAUCGUCCCCUUAAUACUACAACUAGGUAACUCAAAAAUUGUAAUUUUUCAGGGGAGCAGUUUAAAGUUUUUAAAAAUUAAAAAUGUUGUAUAAUAGCGAAUUGAAUUUCUUUUUAAUUAUACCGAAUGGACAUUGAAUAAAUAUAUAUACUUAAUAUUUUUAGAGAUUGUCAGCUUUUUUUUCAUUUCUUUUGGAAUUAAAAAAUGAGAUAUCUAGUUUUAACAACAAAAAAUCAAAAAGAAAAAAGCAAAUAUCUAGUUGUUGACUGAGCAGUAAGAACAAGUUUUAAUAUCAAAAAUACUUUUAUUAAUACUUACAUUUCUGUCAAAUGUAAAAAAACCCAAAUACAUAACUCAUGAUUACUUAAAUACUAUACUUCGUCACUCACUGUCACUUGAAUCUGAUUCAGGUACAACUUCUUCUGUUUGCUUAAAUGGAAGGUUUUCAAAAAAAGGUUUAUUUUCAAUGGGAAUUGCGGGAGGUUUAGUGUUAAAUAAUGACAAAAGAUCAAUGUAUUUUUCCUUAGUUAUAGGUAUUCUGCUUUUAUACAAAGAUUUGGGCAUUUUUCUAUUAAUUUGAGAUGGUUUUCUUUUCCUUUUGCAGUUUAAACUCCUAAAUUCAUCAUCGAAUUUUUCUUUGAAUUUUAAUAUAAAAGGUUCUGAUUUAGAAAAGCGCAUACAACAUAUUUUCUGCCAGGCAACUUGCUUUCCACUUUCGUCCUUGGUUCUGAAAAUUAAAACUUUAUCUGCAUGAUUUUUCCAAUCAAAUAUUUGUUUGUGUGUAACAUCAUGAAUGAUGUAAGGUUUAUCACCCUUUCUUCGGGAACAUCUAGCUAUUGUUUUCCAGUCUUGUGGUAAAUAAGUUUUGCCUACUCUUUUAAAUUCUGUUGAAAUGGCAGAGUGCAUGGAAUCGCAUUCCAUUUCACUAUGUCCCGACACUUAGAAGUUGAGUUCAAUCGUUUCUAAAUGUGCAAUAUUUUGAACGGCUGUUAAGCACAUGCCAGAUACAAAUUUGUUUAAAUUUUGUCCACCACAUCUGUCACUAAAACACUGAACCUGAUUUGUAGUUUCUGGAUUUCAAAGAUUUAAAAUAUUUAUAUAAACAGGUCGCAAUCUCACAGCUACCUCGUUUGCCUUCAACUUCUGUCCACAUAAAGCAAUCACCUUGUUUGGAGACAGUAUUAUAAAUGAUAAAGUUAAAUACUUUAAAUAUUUGCUUAUAAAAUAAAGCAUUAUUAGUUGGAUCAUUUGGCACCAGAAGCACUUGUUGCAAAUCAAAAUUGCAACUUAUAAGUUUUCCGUUUGAAUUUUCCGCCAACUGUCUGCUUAAACGCUUUUCAUCGCGCACUCUAUCCUUAGCUGCUAUUUGAGCCAAAUACUCCAUUUUGAUAGAUGGUUUAUCACUUAAAGGAGAAUUGCAGGCCAUACAAAUCCGACACUGAUCUUUGCGAGGUCGAUAAAAACCAAGGUUAUACUCCUCUGAGAAUACCUUUCUAUAAAUGGCGGAGCUAGGUGGUGUUUUUUUUUUAUUGCAUUCUUUUUUAUAAAGAGAGUACAUAAUUGUUAUGUUUAAGUCAGAGGCCAAAUAUUUACGUUGCGUUUUUGAACGACAAUAGUGUGAGCCGACUACUGGAAACUUCUCAAUAUGACUUUUAACACUAUUCAUUAUUUCAGGAAUUGUGACCUUUUUUUAAAAUUUUCCGCGCUUGUCUUUCAAACUUGUGUUUUGUUCAGUUCUCGCUUUAAUCGCAAUAGCCACAACUCCCUUUCUAAUUCCUAGGGUAUUGAUAAACAUCGUUUUGCAAACCUGAAUCCGGUUAGAAUUUUUUGGCAAAAAGAAAAAAAUGGUGUUUUGUCGUCUGGACUGUUCUUUGGUAUGCCAUUUUUUUUUUUCUGUAUGACCGUGAAUAAAGUCCCGCUUUCUUUCGUAUGAUUCUAAGUGAUAAUAUCUUCAAAAAAUCGACAAUCGUUCAUCAUAAGAAAAAACUUCACUGCAUUGUCUUUUGCACACACAGAUCUUUCAUUGCUACCCCCGGAACGUGUUUGCCUCUUGAUGAUAUCUAUGCCUCGCCACGUUGUUUUUUAAUUUUGCAACAUUCCUUUUCCAAUUUUGUUCAUUUCUUUUCCUUUUUCUCGACUUAUCUGUCCUAACAUGCAACUCUUCCAUAUCGUGUAAUUCAAUAUUGUUUCUUUGUAAUGUCCCAACUUGGGAAUCCAAAUCACUGCUAGAAGAAUUUUCAGACUCUGGAUUAUAUUCCGAGUGUUCAGGAGAAUAUGGCUCAAAGUCUGAAUUUAAGUCAUAUAAAUGCUGUUUUGAAGUGCCCGGAACCGGCUCAAUAUUUUCAACUGUAAAAGUUAGAUAUUAUUAACACUAGAAAAAUUAGAUUUUAAAAACUUUUCUCACCGUUUAAACUUUCAUUUCCAACAGUAAAUUCUUGAAAUGCCACAGUAGUAUGAUCACAUGAAUUAUCUACGUAUUUACAAGGUUCUUGCCCAAUAAUAAUACAAAAAUAUUUUAUAAAAUAAACUUAAAUAACAAUUACUUGUAGGUUUUUCCGCUUUAUUCUUUCCUUCCGUCGUAUAUUUUAUGCGAGUAUUUAUCUCAUUAUCAGGUGACGACAUGUCAUCAUCAUCAUUGACUGUCUCUAUAUUUGAAACUAAACAUAAUUUAAAAAAUACUCCUAUAACAAUUGUUAAGAUUAGGAUAGAUUUCGCAAUAAUACCAGAGGACAUUAUUUUUAAUUUAAAUUUGAGAAAAUUAUUAAUUGAUUUUCCUAACCUAUAAAUAAGCAGUCUUAUUGUUUCCACAAUAUUUUCUUUAUUAAUUGCAUUUAAAUUCAUUCACCUUUAUUCUCUGUCAACUGGCUACGUGCUAAAGUUAAUAUGUAUUUGGCUCUUGUAGACACUUUUGGCUUUUUUUUCGCCUUUUUUUUACAAAAACUGGAGGAACAUACUUAAUAAUGUCACACUCGACAUUUACUACAAACAUAGGUAUCUCGAAAAAUAUCUGUAAGGGGUAGCGAAUAAGUCAAGUUAGUCGGGCGCACAACUAGGUAACUUAAACACUUGUUGCCCUACAAAUUUUUGUAAUCGCAGGCGCACAAUUAGAUAAUUCAAGGUAGCUACUUUAAGCAGCAGGUAUUUUUUUUAACUGUGAACAUGACUAGUUUUUGUCACUGGAUUCCCGUAAAUUUGAUUGGAGUUAAACUUACCUAGUUGUAGCAUUAAAAAAAGGCGUAAAAGGUUAUAAAGGAAAAAGUAGAUAACUCAAAAUCGUGAAAAUUCGAGUUACCUAGUUGUAGUAUUAAGGGGACGAUAUGUAAACUUGUCUUAAAACGAGUUUUUCUAUAUAACCUAUUAAAUGUAAAUCUAUUAAAUCCUCAACGUGUUGCUACAAAAAACGUAGCCACCCUAUACACAAAUCACAACAUGAAUAAGGUGAACAUUCUCGAGAACAAAAAAUGGAUGAAAAAUUAACUAAUUAUUAUUUUAAAUAAUUAUAUUAUUAAAGCGUGUGUAUACUCAAAUAAUAACAGGUUACAAAUCAAUAUAAAUAAAUUUCAUAUCAAAAACAGACAAAUGGGGUCAUAAACUAUCCUUCUUCAAUAACUAUACGAAAGAUGAAGAAAGAAAAUACUAAUGGUAAUAGAUAUAUUUGAAAAUGUAUACAUCUUGGCAAUGUUCAUUUAGUUACAGUGGCUCUAUCUUUGUUUACCUUCUGUAAUGCUAAAAAAGGAUGUCGGUGUUAAAAAUUUGGCACAGUUUCCUUAUAACGACUGCAGCGAUCCCUGAGCGCGUUCUUGAACUAACUGGACGUCAAAAAAUGAGCGGAAGAUUUAAAUUUCCUCAGUGGCGGGAUAUUUAAAUGUAACCUAAAUAAAUUUUGCAAAAGUUUGUAUUUCUGAAGAAAUAUUUCUAAAAUAUUUGAAAGGAAACAGAAAUAUCCUUGCGAAGUUUUUACAACCUUUGAAAAAGUCAAUUAAAUAACUGAAAUCAAAAUUAUAUGGUACGAAAUUAAGUAAAUUACAAAUGAGAAGUUAAAAAUGUAUCAUAAUAUAUUAUGUAUGUUUUACAAAUGAAUGUAUGUAUGUUUUGGACCAUAAUGGUCCAAAACAAACAAAUUUUGAUAACAAAUAUUAGGGCAAUUUGGAGCCACACACAUUUGCUACAUAAUAAAGUCCAUCGCCACCAGACGAAUUUGCUUUACCUAGAACUAAAAAGGAUUAGUUAUUUAAUUUAUAUUGAUGAAAAGGUAAGUGAAGCAAAAACCAAAAGGAAUAAAUUCUAUCUGAAAAAAGAAGAAACUGUAGGUGCUGAAACCCCAAUAACCUUGCAAAUAACGACUGUACUUACAGUCUUGUGUACAGUGUAAAUGUAUUAGGUGAUUCAAGAUUUUUUACAAGCUUGGUAAACCAGUAGGAGAAUCGACCUCAAAUAUUCAAGCACAACUAAUAAUGAGCAGACGUAAGCCGUCAUGAAUGGGUGGCAAUUGUACAUAGCAAAACUGUAUCUUAUUUUUAUUUCUUUAUGAAACAGGUACAGUAACAAUAAGUAUGCAAGUUGCCAGACAUUAUUGUAUUAAUUAUAAUAACAAAAUACACAAAAAGGGCACAAGAAACGCGACACAAAUUAGAAAGAAAAGUGAAAAGUAAUAGCAGCAAAUUUAAAAACUACGUAUUUCUCUGUUCUUUGUAUUUUCUUCCCUUUUUCACUUUUGCUAAUGUCAACUGCCAUAAUCAUCUGUGAACUAUCACCUUGUGGCGCUUAUUAUUAUAUUAUUAUAUGAGAUCGUCUGCUUAAAUAUGCGAUUGCUAAAUAUUUACUAAAACAGCAUUAGAACUUAAUUUAGAUGAUGUCAUGCUUAAUUCAAAUUGAGCCCCUGGGUCUCUCUAUAGGAGUAUAUACUUGCGCCGUUGCCAUAUAUACGUACGCACGUUUAACCUCAAAAUGUCGCAUAAUUAAAUUGUCCGUUUCCAUUCGCUUUAUCAGUGGCGUGUCCCAUUUUUUUUUUUGGACAAAUGGUGUGUGUUUAAUGGUACAUUUUUUGCAUAUUUCCAAACCAUCCUGUAACACCGUCCCACCUUUAAGCGCGCCACUGAAAUAGUGUUUUCGUUUUAACUAUAUGGUGCGUGUGCACAAAUAGGCUUAAAUAAAUGUGUAAAUAUAUAAAAAUAAACACUUUAAGAUAUAUAAUAAACUUAAUUUAUUUUUAUUAUUAUAAUAAAGCUUUCUUGCCGCAUUCGCGCGUCUAAUAAUGAUAUUAUAAUUGUAAAACUGUUCCGUAUUUUUAAAUUAUUGUUGUAUCGUUAGCUUCGGACACUCUGUAGCGUAAUUUAAAGGAAAUAGUCGUAACAAAUGUUUAGCUGCCAUUUACAAAUUAAUGUACCCAGUUUGUUUCGGAUCUCAUCGGAUAAAAUGUUUGCGUUCAAAGUAUGGAAGCCUCAAUAAUAAAGAUAUAUAAAAUCAA
Messenger RNA from Anthonomus grandis grandis, 9066 nucleotides. RefSeq names its product fasciculation and elongation protein zeta-2 (gene Unc-76). Gene Ontology annotation, cellular component: cytoplasm; axon. Lineage: Eukaryota; Metazoa; Arthropoda; Insecta; Coleoptera; Curculionidae. The record is from RefSeq and is a predicted model, not a curated record. The coding region runs from base 412 to 1650 and encodes 412 amino acids. The transcript has 10 exons.